Messenger RNA from Setaria italica (foxtail millet), 1604 nucleotides. RefSeq lists its product as uncharacterized. Lineage: Eukaryota; Viridiplantae; Streptophyta; Magnoliopsida; Poales; Poaceae. Gene Ontology annotation, molecular function: protein binding. The record is from RefSeq and is a predicted model, not a curated record. The transcript is spliced from 7 exons. The coding region runs from base 421 to 1395 and encodes 324 amino acids.
CACACUGAUAUUUUGGGCUGCUAACUGGCAGCGUUUUCCUCUUCACUUUCUCCAAUAUAAAGAGUUUACAAGACUCUAACUGACUCCUACUUACACGGUCAAUCCGCAGCUACUGGACAUGCCAUCCCACGUCCAGCGAACAGGCCAUGCUUCUUCCUGAAGACUCGCUCAGCGCAUGACUGCAUGCAGAGCUCCUAAACAUAUGCACAGCCGUUAGCUAAUCGACUGGCUUAUUGACCUCUAACAUACAAGCACAGGAUUAAUUCUAACACUGGCUGCCUCACUCGCCCUUGCUCCAUAAAACCCCCUUGACCUAGGGCCUGCUCCAAGCGCCCACCGGAGCUCCGCCGAGGAAGGCACUGCAAUCUGCGAGCCUUGCAGAGGUUUAUUUCCUGGGAAGAGGAAGCGGUAGAGCUAGCUAUGGGCAACUCUUGCGUCACUGGUGCUCCUCAUGCGCUGCUGGAAAAGGCCGAUGGUCCAGCUUUUCAGUGGAAGAUUUAUGGCUUCUCAUCUCUACUUGAGAAGGGAGCUACAACUGUCACCUCUGAUGUUUUCCACUGCUGUGGAUAUGAGUGGUACCUGACGGUAACCCCAAAGCAUAAAAAAUUCGGUUUUGGAAGUCCAUAUGUUGCUGUUCGUCUUCUUACAGGAAGAAGCACCCUGGAGCCAGAUUACAUCAUGAAUGCACUAUUCGAGUUGUCAAUAUACAACCAUUCCAACAGAACAUAUUGUGGAUGCCAAGCUAGCAACAGCUUCCUUGUGAAGAAGUGGUACUCAGAGAAAAAAUGCUUGAUUCCUCUUGAAGAACUACUGGAAUCAGCUGAUUUUCUGGUUGACGAUAGCUGUGUCUUUGGUGUAAGGAUAUUAAAAGCAGAUAUCUCUUUUGCAAGAAAGAAAACUGCUGUGGUUCCCAAAAAGACCGUUGUGGUUCCAAAGAAACCUACGACAAUUCAGAAUCUCUUCAUUCAGAAAAAGGAAUUCAUCAAAGGGACCUACACCUGGACCAUGAACAUCUUUCUUGACUCGAAGCUCGCAGUGCUUUCCCCAGCAUUUGAAGUUGGCGGUUAUAAAUGGCAUAUAAAAAUGUAUCCACGUGGUAACAAGCUCAGCACCAAGUCACUAUCCCUGUUCUUGUACAUGGAUAAACCAAGCAUGCUCACUCUUGAGCCUGGGAUGAUGAUUGAACUGACCUUGUCCAUCUUGGACCAGAAGAACGGGAAACAGUACACCCGCUCACGCUCAGGCUGCUUCGCAUUUGCAGCAGCAGAUUACUGGGGAUGGCCCAAUUUCAUUCCACGUUGGCUGUUCAAGGACCAGUCCUUUGGCUACCUUGUGGGGUCAAACUGCAUUGUGAAGGCAGAUAUUGCUAUCGUUGGGUCAUCCAUUGUUGGUUAGACCUUAAGUGAUCUUAGGAAGCCGUAAUGUCCUUAAAUACUACCACUGAUGCCUAUGAGGCUAUAAUGGUUCUGUUAGCAAACACUACUGAUACCUAGUGGUGACCUUAUUUAUGAUGGUAGAGGUGACCUGAGCACUCAGGUUGAGAAAACGUGAGGGGAUGAUAUGCAUAUGUCUAUUGGCAUGGGGAAUACUUUUAAUUGAUCUUA